AUGAAGUUUGACUCUGCCUUUUCUUACUUUGAAAAGUCGACCGGCAUCGAUCCACGCUACCUCGUAUCACUCUUUCCCAAACUACUUCCCUACCAAACAUCAUUUAGACAGCAACAUCAACAACAACAACAACAAUCACAGCAGCAACAGUCGUCGACAUCAUCACCACCACAACAACAAGAGAAUUUACAAGAAUUGAUCGAUGCAAAUGUGGAUGUAGAGGAUAGAUUAGAGAGAAUGCGAGAGGCCAAGUUGUGUCUGUUGGCCUAUUUGGAGAAACGAUUUGGUAACUUGAAACACAACUCGGACGAGCAAAAGGAUAUAUCGACAGUAUUGAUCAAGCUGUACGCAGAGUUGAACGAACAAAACAAGGCGAUUGCACAUCUUGCCAAACUCGUCCCAUUUUAUUUACAGGAUAUUGAGGAGUGGCUCAGCGCAGAGAAAUACUACUCGACGCUGGGAUACGUGUACCAGUUCUCAGAAAAUUCCAUGUCGUCUCCGGCCACUGGCAUGAGUCCGGCCACAGCAUCACCCACACUCGGUCAACGAGCGUCUGUCUCACUCACCUCUUCAUCCUCUUCUCUCAACCCUGCGUCCGCAUCCCCUCGCACACAACAAAGUUUCAGACACUCUAUGAUACUUGGAAACCAAUCACCCAACAUUCUAAGUAGUAGUCCAGGCCAAAACAUACAUACUGGCUCUUCCAAUUUCGAACUCAAUCCUUCACAAAUCCCAACCAAUGUCACUUCUCCCGACAUUAAAAGUAGUUUAUACGAUCCUAAAAGAACAGAAUUAUUCCUUUGUCUUUUAAAAACCUAUCUUAGUAAAUCUUCAAAACAAUUAAUAGAUAAUUUUAAUCAAUCAUCAUCAUCAACAUCAACUAAUAAUAAUAAUAACAAUAAUAAUAAUGUAGAAUUACCAAAUUAUUUGAUUGAAUUUUUAAACAAAUAUUAUAAUGAAAUGGAUCCAAUCAAAGUAAUGUCAUUAUUACCAUCAAAUACGCUACUUUCAUCGUUGGAAUAUUAUUUGUCCAUGUCAUUUAAUCAUAGUAUAUCGAGUCAACGAGAAACCAAGAUUGUAAAGAACCUUCAAAGAUCACAGAAUCUCAACAUCAAGAUUGAACAUCAAACUGUAUGUUCUGGUAGUAUUCACAUGGGAUUGGAUCGUAAUUGUCCAGUUUGCAACAAACAAAUUGGAGACAAGGUAUUUGCUUAUUUCCCAAAUGGUGUCAUUACUCACUUUAAAUGUUUCCAAUCGACUCAUAUUUGUCCAGUAACUGCUAAAAACUUUAAAAAGAAUCCUACUGAUCCAAUUAGUACAUAA
Molecule: messenger RNA, 1323 nt
Organism: Cavenderia fasciculata
Lineage: Eukaryota; Evosea; Eumycetozoa; Acytosteliales; Cavenderiaceae
Product: prespore-specific protein
Exons: 2
Coding region: 1-1323 (440 amino acids)
Biological process (GO): vesicle-mediated transport; autophagy; endosomal vesicle fusion
Cellular component (GO): membrane; cytoplasm
Source: RefSeq, a predicted model, not a curated record